AUGCCUCCAAGCAGUCCGCAACUUCCUCAACAUUCAAGAACACUUCUCGAGCAGCACGCCAAGAUGCAGUCACGUCAACUCUUCACCCUUCUCUGGUUUGCCCUUGUCGCUACCAGCAUCAAAGCAUACCUGAUCGAGCCAACUAAGCUCGUUUGGGAAGCCGGAAUGCCGAUCGAGGACGCUAUCGAAGGUUUGAAAGGGCAUGUAGCCGAAGCCAUGCAGUCGAACCGCCAACUGAAAGCUCCUCACCUGGAUGCCUUUCCCCAGUUUUUCCGAGACAUGAACCUGAUCAACAGGAUGUCUGGUCGGCACGCUCGAUAUCCCAUCACGGGGCUGGAGUGGAAUACCUGGUACGAGGGCGAGCUGAGACGCAUCCAUGCCGAUGGGCAGGCUUACCAGCGUUCGGUUGCAGAAACCCACGCCGCUGCCGCAAGGCUCCCACGAGAUGGGCGUCUGCCUUGA
Moesziomyces antarcticus is the source of this 462-nucleotide messenger RNA. RefSeq lists its product as uncharacterized. NCBI's taxonomy places the organism in Eukaryota, Fungi, Basidiomycota, Ustilaginomycetes, Ustilaginales, Ustilaginaceae. The coding region runs from base 1 to 462 and encodes 153 amino acids. The transcript is spliced from 3 exons. The record is from RefSeq and is a predicted model, not a curated record.